AUGGAGAAAAUAAAAAUUCCAUUGUACAAAGUACUUUUAAUGGGAGAUUCUGGUGUUGGAAAAACUUGCAUACUAGACUCAUUUUUGUGUGAUAGUUUUAUUGAAAAUCAUGAUUCAACAAUUGGUGUUGAUUACAAGACAAAAAUAAUUGAGAUCAAAGAAAAAAUAGUUAAGCUUCAAAUAUGGGACACAGCUGGUAAACAAAUAAUUAGAUUUAUGACCAUCACAUCAAGUUAUUUUAAUAAUGUACAUGGAAUAGUACUUGUUUACGAUAUCACAGAUGAAGAAAGUUUUAAAAAUUUAGAUUACUGGUUACGUCUUAUCAAUGAUUGUGCUCGUAAUGAUGUUAAAAAAAUUCUUAUUGGUGCAAAAUGUGAUUUGAAAAAUGAUAGAAGAGUUACGAAAAAAAGAGGUGAACAAUUAGCUGAAAAACAUAAUAUGACAUUUUUAGAAACAUCUUCUAAAUUAGAUAUUAAUAAUGAAGAAGCAUUUUACUUACUUGCAGAAGAUAUUUGCAACAAUACUCAAAACAUUUUGUGUGAGGCAGAUAGCAAAAGUAAAACUUGGAAGUCAUCAUCAGAAUCAAUAGAUGUAAUAUAUCCAUGUGUUUCAUUUAAAUGUUCUAUACUUUAA
Molecule: messenger RNA, 633 nt
Organism: Aphidius gifuensis
Lineage: Eukaryota; Metazoa; Arthropoda; Insecta; Hymenoptera; Braconidae
Product: ras-related protein Rab-10-like
Exons: 5
Coding region: 1-633 (210 amino acids)
Molecular function (GO): GTPase activity; GTP binding
Source: RefSeq, a predicted model, not a curated record